AUGACGCCUACGUCUCUCCUGACUCUUCCACCGGAGCUUCAGCUCACGAUUGUCGAGAAUAUCGAUUCACCGAGGUACCUCAACGCGCUCAGUCAAACAUGCAAGCAACUAUAUCCGAUCAUAACCCCCAUCCUUUACGGCGACGAGAUCAAGAACAAUUACUCCGGGGCGCUAUUCUGGGCCGCGCGGAAUAAUUCACCGGGCACCAUCGAGCGAAUGCUAAGCCACGGGGCCAGCGUGGAUUCGGAAGACGGACAUUCCCCAGCGUCCGCGAUGAUCACCAAAAUCAGACACCACCCGACAGCUCUCAUGUACGCAGCGAGCAACGGACACAUUGAGUCCGCAAGGACUCUUCUUAAGCAUGGGGCUGAUGCCUACAAAUACACAAGGAACGACUAUGGGGCGGGGCGUGGACCAGCUCUCGUCGAAGCUGCAAAGGGGGGAAUGAAACCAAUGAAUGCGCUUGAAGCCGCAAUAGUGGAGGGUCACAGUCAUACUGUCCAGGCCCUGCUGAAUCAUGGUGCAGACAUCGAACGCAUCGCUCUCCAUUCUCCUUUGAUUACAGCUGUGGUUGCUGGCAAUAUCAGUGCUAUCACUGUUCUGCUGGUGAAUGGGGCUAAAAUUGAUGCCGCCUAUUGCUAUGAUGCAAACACAGCGCUCGUAUCAGCAAUCAAUGCCCGACAAAUAGAGAUUGUUCGUUUGCUGCUGCAUUGGGGCGCAAAUGUCCAUGAAGGCUAUCCGUCCGAUUUCACGCCAUUGGAAGCCGCGGAGGGACAGAUGAAUAUGAUAAAGCUACUUGUCAGAUAUGGUGCUGAUCCAGCUCGGUUAUCGGAAGCAGAUAGGGAGCGCUUGGAGGCAGAGAAGGCAAAGGAGGCAGCCCGAUGGGAGGAACACCAUUGA
This is a messenger RNA of Aspergillus mulundensis, 900 nucleotides long. Its product is annotated as ankyrin repeat domain-containing protein. The record is from RefSeq and is a predicted model, not a curated record. Gene Ontology annotation, molecular function: protein binding. Bases 1 to 900 code for a protein of 299 amino acids. NCBI's taxonomy places the organism in Eukaryota, Fungi, Ascomycota, Eurotiomycetes, Eurotiales, Aspergillaceae. The transcript is spliced from 2 exons.